CUGCCAGCAUUCUCAAUGGAUGGAGAUUUUAUUAUUGGGGGAUCGUUCUCCCUUCAUGCCUACAUGGAUACAUUUUAUAACAACUACUCUAGCAUACCAAAGCCUGUGAAAUGCAAAGGGAGCAUUGACACCCGUGGGCUGCACUUCUCACGUGCAAUGAUCUUUGCCAUAGAAGAGAUUAAUAACAACACAGACCUGCUACCUGGAAUCAAGCUUGGAUACCAGAUCUAUGAUUCAUGUGCAUUAGUGCCUGUUGCAGUGCAUGUGGCAUUUCAGUUUCUAAAUAGCUUCGACCCUGUGUUUUCCACUGGUAACAAUUGUUCUCAGUCUGGUAUGGUGAUGGCUGUUGUCGGGGACUCUGGGUCUACACCAUCCAUCAGCAUUUCACGUCUCAUAAGUCCCUUUAACAUUCCUCAAGUUAGCCACUUUGCCACAUGUGCUUGCUUGUCUGACAAGCAGCAGUACCCAAAUUUCUUCAGAACAAUUCCCAGUGACCAGUUUCAAGCUGAAUCACUAGCCAAGCUGGUAAAACACUUUGGCUGGACUUGGAUAGGUGCUGUUCGGUCAGAUUCGGAUUAUGGAAAUAAUGGCAUGGCUUCUUUUCUCCAAGCAGCACAGAAAGAGGGGAUCUGUGUGGAAUACUCUGUAUCUUUCUAUCGGACAGACCCACAGAGCAGAAUUCAGAAAGUAGCAGAUGUUAUCCGCAGGUCUAAAGCUUUAGUUGUUGUGGCAUUUGCAUCUUUUGGAGACAUGAAGAUCCUGUUGGAGGAGCUUUCACGUGAGCCUUUCCCAACUCGCCAGUGGAUAGGCAGUGAAUCAUGGGUAACCAACACAGAAUUAACGAGGUUCAGUUUCUGUGCUGGGGCCAUUGGAUUUGGUAUUCCGAAGUCUGCAAUCCCAGGUCUCAGAGAAUUCCUGCUGAAUCUCUCUUUCUCUGAAGUGGCUGCUUCGUCAGUGCUCACUGAGUUUUGGGAGGAUGCAUUCAACUGUAGACUGAAAAAAAGUGCUGCUACUGUAGACGAGAAAGUUUGUGAUGGAAAUGAAGACAUACAGAAUCUCCAAAGCCAAUACACUGACACGUCUCAGCUCAGAAUUACUAACAUGGUGUACAAGGCUGUGUAUGCAAUAGCACAUGCCAUUCAUAAUGCAGUGUGUCAUGGAAAAAAUGUCACAACUCAGUGUGACAAACUAACCAAGUUAGAGCCCAAACAGGUUUUAACUGAACUGAAGAAAGUAAAUUUUUCCCAAAAUGGUUAUGAUGUGUCUUUUAAUGCUAAUGGGGAUCCUGUGGCUAUCUAUGAGCUGGUAAACUGGCAAAACCACGAGAGUGGCAACACUGAGAUAGUAACUGUAGGACUGUAUGAUGCGUCACUACCAGUGGGCAAGGAGUUUAGAAUUAACAGAAACAUAAACUGGAUGGAAGAUAGCACAAAAGUGCCAGUGUCAGUGUGCACUGACAGUUGUCCUCCAGGAACUCGUAAAGUACUGCAGAAAGGAAAACCCAUCUGCUGCUAUGAUUGUAUACUGUGUCCUGAGGGAGAGAUUAAUAAUAUUACAGAUUCAGCUGACUGUUUACCCUGCCACAAAGAGUUCUGGCCUAACUCAAAGAGAGACACCUGUAUCCCUAAACCCAUAGAGUUUCUUUCAUUUCAAGACAUCCUUGGAAUCAUCCUGGCCACAUUCUCAGUUCUGGGUGCCUUACUGGCCAUUAUCACCGCAGGUGUAUUCUUUUAUCACAGGACAUCUCCAAUUGUCCGA
Molecule: messenger RNA, 1758 nt
Organism: Haplochromis burtoni (Burton's mouthbrooder)
Lineage: Eukaryota; Metazoa; Chordata; Actinopteri; Cichliformes; Cichlidae
Product: extracellular calcium-sensing receptor
Exons: 8
Biological process (GO): G protein-coupled receptor signaling pathway
Cellular component (GO): membrane
Molecular function (GO): G protein-coupled receptor activity
Source: RefSeq, a predicted model, not a curated record